Annulohypoxylon maeteangense is the source of this 949-nucleotide messenger RNA. RefSeq lists its product as uncharacterized. The transcript is spliced from 2 exons. The record is from RefSeq and is a predicted model, not a curated record. The coding region runs from base 1 to 786 and encodes 261 amino acids. Lineage: Eukaryota; Fungi; Ascomycota; Sordariomycetes; Xylariales; Hypoxylaceae.
AUGUCGAUAUCUCGGGGUGCCAGCAUCGAAAGCUUCCACCUCAGCAGAUCUCCCGCUGAUCGCGAACCACUAUGGAUUGAGAAUGCCAUGGAAUGGAUGGACGCUGAGCACAAGGACAGGGCUUUGUGGGAAGACAUGCAGAUAGAAUGGGGGCGGCGGAAGAUAUCCGAAUACACCAUUUCCCUCCCCAAUAAUGCUUAUGUGGUCAGCCACAUCAACACGCAGGAUCUACCGAGGCCAAAAAUGAAACACAGAGAUAUUAUCGUUGACAACUGGACGGCAGCGGGAGGAGAAUUGGCUUCUCUUCAAAAGAUCGCCGUUACCUUCAUUACCAACAGCGAAGCCUAUAUCUGUAUCGAAAGUGCUUUCAUACGUCUAAAUACGCAUCUACCCCCUUUUUUUCUCUGCACACAUAUCUUCAUCUUCAUAACUUCGACAGGCACGCUAAUGCAAAACAGUGAUCGCAAUAGCCCCGGAUGGCGAACACUGGUUACAGGAAAUCCAUUCCUAGAAGGCCAGCAGAAGAUGCUCAGAGAGUACAGACAGCAAUUUAACCGCGCUAAGAUCGGAAAAGUGACCGUCGCAGCCCAUGAAAAGUCAGACAUGAUCGACAUGUACCUCUUCAAUAUGGUGACACACCUCGUGCAUCCUUCAAGUAUUCCUCAAGAGGACCCUGAGCCUGAACCAGAAGCAGAACAGUCUCAGCCAUACCCCUCGCAAGACUACCUUCACCAGCAAUUUCCUCAGGGGAUACAAUUUUCUAAUUGGAACAAUGGUCGUUACUAAAGUACAGUGGAAUUUUAAGCAUAUUUCUGGAUGCGGUGGAUUCGACAGGAUAGAUACCAAAGCAUGUCAUACUCUCAGCGAGUUUAGCGGAGUUCGGAUUUUAAGGCAUUCAGAAUAAAUGUACAUGCCAUUAUCAAUACAGCAUCUACUUUACUCUCUCCUU